AUGAAAAAUAAAGCAAUUAUGCCUACUCUUAAGACAAAUUUUUCCAUAAGAAAGUCUAACCUUAAAGGCAUAAAGCUCGAUUGGGAAGAAAUGAUAAGUCCAGGAAGCAGUAAGCGAAAAAUUACCUCAAAUCAAAGCUUAAUUCACGCAAAUAGUCAGAAGAGAACUAAUAAAUCCACCAAAGAAUCAGACAGUUUACUUUCUCCAUACGGAUUUCCAGUAACUCCAUACUCCUCGCAGCCUAAAUCUUUGCAAUCCUUUUCUCCAAAAAAAGUCUCUGAAAGGGCGAUUUCUGUGCAUAAAGAAGACUUAACAUAUAUCUCAAAAUCAAGAAUUGAAAGAAUUCAUAAUGACAAUUCAUCUAUUGAUAAUCUAUCAUACUGUAUAUACCCCGAUUCCGGCUUCGGAUCGGGAUCUACUAACAGUUUUCGAUAUCAAUAUGUAGACUUUGUUUGCCAAUGUUUUUUGGUAUCCAACUCCAUAUAGCAAAUCUCAAAUAGCAAGAAAGAAGAAGCAUUAUUUUAGCCCUAUCCUACAGCACAAAUCCCAAGCACAAUCCCCAAAACAUCAGAGCUCCCAUAACUCUCAGAACCAAAGCUAAAAGAAGCAUUACUUUAGCCCUAAAUAGCAAGAGGAUUUUUAAUCUGGGUUUAACAAAAAAUAUUGAUUCGCAAUAGGGAACUCACAGUGGAGCCUGAUCCAAAGCAGGGAUCGUACUAUAACUAAAGCGAAAAGUGAUAAGCUGGAGCUAAUUAGAGAUAUUGCGACAUACGAAUCAUUGUUUUCAGAGAAAAAGUGCUUAAAAAGCAGCUUAAAAGAGCUUUAUAGCUCAAGCCAACAAAUAAAGUCAUCGUUUGACAAUUUUUUGCAGCUAGAGAAAAAUAGCAAAAAUCUAAAAAAUAAUUUAAAUACAGCUAUUGAAUCUAUAAUGGCAAUGGAUUGGGAGCUGGAAAAAUUGGACACAAGUAAAACUCCGAUAAAUAUUCAUAGAAAAGAAAGUAGUUUUGGAGCAAGAAUUUAUACGCAAAAUGUAAGAAAAGAUAAUAGCAAACUUAUAUAUGCUGGAAUUAGCACGAUAUCUUGCUUAAACUGUUUGCUAAAAAUUGAAUGUAAUGCAAACAAUUAUGAAUUGCUUGCUACUGCCCAACUGCUCUGCGGAAAAACAAUUUCGAAUUGUAUAGAUCUAAACACAAAUAUCAGUAGAAAGAUUUUUAAUUCUCAAGUAAAAGAGUUAAUUUCUCACUUUUGGCUGAAUCUGAAUACAUAAGCAUUAAAAUGGUGUGGUGAGCCAACUUACCUUCUUAGCCGAUAGAUUCAUUAGGAAUUGGGCUUUACCAAACUAAGUAAAGUCUGGCCAUAUAGACAUUUCUGACCACUGUUCUCCCUUCCGCAAGGUCCUAGCUUCCAGGUUUGGCCUAUCGUCAUCCAAGACUUUACCUCGUGGGGAAUGGUUGGCUGGAGUUGGAAAGGGGAAGCCAAGCAAGGCCAAAGAUGACCACUUGGCCAAUCGAGUAAAUUUUUAGCGCGAUACCAGGUGCUCAUCCUGGGCUCAGAUUCCAUUUUGGUUAACAGCUGGACCAAAAAAUUCGAUUUAUCAAGUUUUCGGAAAGGGUGAGCCCCGUUGGUGUACAGCAUGGCGACUCAGCAUCUCUGACUCUCGGCUCGUCCGUGAAAAGCAACACAAAUAAAGGCCAUAUCCAGAUUGGCAAGCAGGAAGAGCGUUAUAUAAAGGCAAUUAACAGUCUGCGGGUCUGCAUGGGACUUCUCUAUAAGUAAUUUAAUCAAGCAAGGCUGAAUCUGAAUACACCUGAAGAAACAUUAAAUUUUGAUUGAAAUUGUUCUAAAAAAUUCCUUGCUUUAACUAUAAAUCUUAAAGGGAGCAAAAAACCAUAUCACACAUUAAUCCUUAAAGAAGAUUCAGGAAAUGUCGAACUAAGCAUGCCGAAUACAUUUUUCAAAGUUAACUUUAAAAUUGGUGAAAUUAGCGACAAGCAUUCAUUAUUUUCCGAAAAUCCAGCCAAUCUCGCAAAAAGAAUCCAAGCAAAGCUAUAUCAUAAUAAUCGAUCUUUUUUCUGAAUUGAUAAUCCGAUCAAAGAAAAUGUGUUUAGCUUUAAAGAAAAAGAAUCUGAUUGGCUAGACGAUGUAUAUUUAAGUAAAACCUUUAAAGAGCUUCAAAUAAAAAAAUCAACUGUUUCAAAAGUCAGGUGUGGAGGGAGAGUUUAUAAGUUUGAAAUCUUAAUUGAUGGAGACUCAAUCCUCCUUUAUAUUGAAAUGAAAAACUUUUAAAAUUUAAAAGAUCAAAAAAAAUCUUUCAGCAUUUUAUAUUUUUAAAUAGCAUUUUAAAUACACUUCCCCUAUAAAUUGAUCUAAGCAUAGCUUUUUACGAUUUCAACCUUUUUUAAAUUAGGGAUAGUUUUGUUAAAUUUAAAGGGAAAAGUCAGAGAUAAUUAAAAUUUAUUCAGCCACAAAUGCAGUUACUAUUCCAUGAGGAUCGAAUGAGUAUAAACUUUUAUCAGCACUCCAGUUUCCUCAAUUAAUAUAUUAUCCUUUGACUCUUUCCAAAAGCUUAGAGCUGCCUCUUGUACUCAAGCAUUUAUUUACCCUUUCUUCACAUGAGUAA
Blepharisma stoltei is the source of this 2620-nucleotide messenger RNA. Lineage: Eukaryota; Ciliophora; Heterotrichea; Heterotrichida; Blepharismidae. The record is from the annotation of a GenBank genome assembly.